This is a messenger RNA of Spea bombifrons (plains spadefoot toad), 1796 nucleotides long. RefSeq names its product aminopeptidase like 1 (gene NPEPL1). Lineage: Eukaryota; Metazoa; Chordata; Amphibia; Anura; Pelobatidae. The coding region runs from base 35 to 1600 and encodes 521 amino acids. Gene Ontology annotation, molecular function: manganese ion binding; metalloaminopeptidase activity. The record is from RefSeq and is a predicted model, not a curated record. Gene Ontology annotation, cellular component: cytoplasm. The transcript has 12 exons. Gene Ontology annotation, biological process: proteolysis.
GACAGUCAGGACAGGAGGGGGGAGCCGGGCUGUCAUGGCUAAUGUGUGGCUGGAGUUCAAAGCGAGCGCCGGGGAUGCUGACCCCCAGACCAGGCCCGUGCUGGUCCUCGGGCAGAUACCCCAUCUCCACCGGGUGCCCUGGAGCGAACUUAAAGGGAAACUGCAUCCCAGGGUUACCGAAGAGGCGUGGCAGACGGCUCUGAACUCGCUCAGCCCCAACCCCACAGACAGCUGCCCCCUCUACCUGAAUUUUGCUACUGUGGCAGCCCUGCCUUCUCGAGUCAGUCGACACAACAGCCCCUCGGCGGCGCACUUUGUCUCCCGCCUCAUCCGAAAUUGCCUCCCAGGCGGGGCGCACAGGUGUAUUCUGAUGGUGUGCGAGCGGUCGGAGGUUUUCGCCAGCGCUUGUGCCGUUUCCCGCGCCUUCCCGCUCUUCACCCGCCGCUCCAGUGCGUCUCGUCGCGCGGAGAAGAAAACCGUUGCGGUGGAAUUUCUGCUGACCGGACAGAACAACGGACCCCUGGAUACGUCCACGCUGAAGUGCCUGGAGAGCGCCUCAGAGGGGGUGAGGCUGGCGGCUCGCAUCGUCGAUACCCCCUGUAAUGAAAUGAAUACAGACCAUUUCAUCGAGGAAAUUAAAGCCGUUGCCAAGGACCUGGGAAUUAUUCCAACUAUUAUACGGGGAGAAGAACUCAAAGAUAAAGGCUUCGGAGGGAUCUAUGGUGUCGGGAAGGCUGCGGAGAACCCCCCGGCCCUGGUGAUAGUCAGUCACACCCCGGCUGGGGCAACUCAGACCAUAGCUUGGGUCGGCAAAGGCAUCGUGUAUGACACAGGGGGGCUGAGCAUUAAGGGAAAGACCACCAUGCCCGGAAUGAAGAGAGAUUGUGGGGGCGCUGCUGCUGUUUUAGGGGCUUUCAAAGCUGCUGUAAAUCAGGGUUUUAAAGACAACCUCCACGCUCUGUUCUGCUUGGCAGAGAAUUCUGUCGGCCCCAAAGCCACGCGACCGGACGACAUCCACUUGCUGUACUCUGGGAAGACGGUUGAAAUAAAUAAUACGGAUGCCGAGGGCCGACUGGUGCUGGCUGACGGGGUUUCGUACGCUUGCAAGGACUUGGGUGCUGAUAUCAUUCUUGACAUGGCAACGCUGACGGGUGCCCAGGGGAUCGCGACUGGCAAGUAUCACGCGGCCGUGCUGACCAAUAGCGAGGAGUGGGAGGCGGCCUGCGUGAAGGCCGGCAGGAAGUGCGGAGACCUUGUCCAUCCGCUGGUUUAUUGCCCUGAGCUGCAUUUUAAUGAGUUCUCGUCUGCUGUGGCUGACAUGAAAAACUCCGUGGCUGACCGGGAGAACGCUCAGAGCUCCUGCGCCGGCCUCUUCAUCGCCUCCCACAUCGGCUUCGACUGGCCGGGAGUCUGGGUCCACGUGGACAUCGCGUCCCCCGUUCACGCUGGUGAAAGAGCCACAGGCUUUGGGGUAGCGCUGCUGCUGUCCCUGUUUGGACGUGCCUCAGAGGACCCCCUGCUCAAUCUGGUUUCACCCCUGGGGGAGGAUGAUGUCAUGGACACCCCGGAGCGAGAUUCUAAGAGAAGACGUCUUGUCUGACCUCCGUUCCCACCGAUGCUGCUUGUCUCUUCUUUAUCCCCCCGUCUGUCUCCGCUCGGCUGACACAGAAGGGAACAGGUCUAACUUUGGGAUUCCUUCUUCUAUAAGCUGGCCUGUCGUUCCAGCCCAACCUCUAACGGCUUCACGGCCUUCCAAGUAACAGAGAUAUUCUAUAAAAAUGAUUUCAUACCACUAA